CUCCCCUCCGUCUGCCUCUCCGUCUUCCUGGUCGGAUGCGGGAGAAGCAUCUCUGUAUCCGUGGUGCUCACAGAGGGAUGGACGCAGACAUCAGCUCCUCUUAACCCGCUCGUGGAGAGGUGUGCGUAAAAAGUGCGUCCGAGGCGCAGCGCGGCGCCCUUGAGGACAUUCAGGACAUCCGCAGGAGGAGAAAGAGGAGGAGGCGAGAAGAGGGAGAAGCAAAUGGCCAAGGAGAGGUGACGGGGCGUGGGGCAUGUGAAUAACGGAGGCAGAGAGCGAAGUUCCGUCCGGUGUUCCGCGGAUCAAAGCAGGUCUCGUUCAAAAAUGGAGUCCACACAUCUCCUAACUGGCUCCAAGAAGCGGGUGAAGAUCCACCCUCACACCGUCACCGCCAAAUACGCCACUCAAGCCCCCUACACUCCCCAAGCUGGAGUCCACACCCACUUCCCUCAGCCUGGGGACGAUGGCUACGACGACGCCCCCUCCUUUGAGGACUUUGGUUCGUUCCUGGAGGAGACGUCGGACAAGAAGAAGCUGAUGGAGAGCCGGCGGUGGCCCCUGACGCUGUUUGGCUCCAAAGAGAAAGACAAAGAGAUGCCCCAUAAACUUCAGCCCACAGGAGGGGCAGAGAGUGACGGGGGUGGGAAAGCUGCAAAGGGUCCUGGGAAAGGGGUCGGGGAGCAGCUGGCCAGUUUUGGGGAGGCGUCUGUGUCUGCGUCCCGGCUCACCUGGGUGCUGCUGCUCUGCGCGGCACUGGCACACGGCUGUUUGAUCGUCCUGACCCGCCUCGCCUCCGAACAGUUCCACUUUGCCCCCCUGUUUCUGCUCACAGUGCGGUCGGUGGUGCAACUCCUCUCCGUGGCCGUCCCCCUUCUGAGGGGGGAGAACCCCUUCGGACCAGAGGGGUACCGGCUCCGUCUGUUCUGCUAUGGCGUCGCCUACUCCCUCUCCCUGUGUUGCGCCUACUCAUCCUUGACCUUCGUCUCUGCCGGAAACGCAACGACAACCUGGCGCCUGGCGACCACAGCUUUAUCUGCGGUUCUUGCCUUCUUGCUCCUGGAGGAACGGCUGGGGUUGUCCGAUGUCAUCACCAUUGCGGCGGGGCUUUGUGGUUUGGGACUUCUGCUGCUUCCCACCACGGAUGAGGGCAAUUCUGACGCCCCGACUAACCCGGUGACUUUCUGGAAGGGGGCGUUUGGAUGGUCUCUCUCAGCGCUGGCGGGUCUGUGGAUGGCCCUGGCGCUGGUUGGCUACCGCUCUCUGAAGGACAGGGUGGGGAUUGGUACUGCUUUAUUCACAGUGAGUUGGACCAGCUGCCUGCUAGCGCCGUCCACCUUGGCCUUUCUACAGGACGGAUGGGCGUGGCCUGUGAGCGUCCCAGCAUGGGCCAUCAUGGCAGGCCUGGUGUCCUGCUCUGCAGCGGCCUUUCUGGGAAUGACCCACGCCCUCACCCGGCUCCACCCGGCCCUGGUCUCCGCCUCUCAGAGCGUGGAGGUGCCUGUCGCCAUGCUUCUGCACCUGGCGGUGCUGCCUGUGGCCCCCACCGCACCCGAGGUUGUGGGGAACGCCAUGGUCGUCCUGAGCGUGGGAUGGCUCGUGGCCACGAAGCUGCUUCUGUCUCGAGGUGGUGGCUUGCGCCAGAGAGAGGAAUAUGAGGAAAUUUUGGACUCGCCCAUCAAAUAGACUCCUCCCCUCUUCUUGAAAAACAAACUUUCUCCUCGGUGAGGCUAUUUCUGUACAUGAGAGACUUCUAAAUGUUUAUCGGAGUUUUAGCUGUUUUGUAUUGUCGUUUUUGUUUUGGGAAAGUGCCAAUAUUGUGUCUGUUACAAGUGCAGUGACAUUAAAACCUCUGUGAUGAACACAGCCUGCUGUUGUGGCCAGUUUUAAUCAGCUCUCCUCAUCUGCGAUGGCCUUUUAGGACCCUGAUG
Oryzias melastigma (Indian medaka) is the source of this 1928-nucleotide messenger RNA. Its product is annotated as solute carrier family 35 member G2. The record is from RefSeq and is a predicted model, not a curated record. The transcript is spliced from 2 exons. Bases 325 to 1683 code for a protein of 452 amino acids. NCBI's taxonomy places the organism in Eukaryota, Metazoa, Chordata, Actinopteri, Beloniformes, Adrianichthyidae. Gene Ontology annotation, cellular component: membrane.